AUGCGUUUAGGGGCGUGUUUAAACCAAACGAACAUUUACCGGAAUAUAUUGCGAAUAGCAGACUUUUUGGAAGUUGAUUACGACGAAACUUUUCUACGAAAUGUAGAAAGUACUGUGACAUUUGAAAACCUGAAGAAGGAACAUGAAACACGUGCUGGUGAAACCACAACUUGGAAUCACCAUGGAGAUAAUGGGCGGAUGCCAAUUUAUAGGAAAGGGAUUGUUGGUGAUUGGAAGAAUGUCUUCACUGUGUCACAGAAUGAAGUAUUUGACGCUGUCUACAAAUCGAAGAUGAGUGACAUGGGAGUCGAUCUUGAUCUUGUCUACGAGUGA
Mizuhopecten yessoensis (Yesso scallop) is the source of this 333-nucleotide messenger RNA. Its product is annotated as sulfotransferase family cytosolic 1B member 1-like. Gene Ontology annotation, biological process: sulfation. Bases 1 to 333 code for a protein of 110 amino acids. The record is from RefSeq and is a predicted model, not a curated record. Gene Ontology annotation, cellular component: cytoplasm. The transcript is spliced from 3 exons. NCBI's taxonomy places the organism in Eukaryota, Metazoa, Mollusca, Bivalvia, Pectinida, Pectinidae. Gene Ontology annotation, molecular function: sulfotransferase activity.